AUGAGAAGGUCUGGUGAACGUUUCACAGAUGCUGAGCUAGAAAAUAAACGUCUGCCAGCAUGUUAUGGUUACAUUGCAUAUGCAUUAUUGCCCCUUGAGGAAGCUAUGAGAGAUCUACAUAAUCUUCUACCCGAAAUCACUCGAUUUGUUAAAUUGGCCAAAAGACAUUGUACAUUUCCAAAUGAGCACAAGUUAACCAAAGAUGAAGCUGCCACAGUUUAUCUUUAUACAAUGGAAAUGUCGGAAAAUGCAUCUGUCUAUCAUAUUUUAAAUCGAGCGCUUUGUGCCGAAGAUCGGACCGAACUUCGUCCAUGGUUCGGAUACUUAAAGCUUUUGGAUUCUGCGACAUCAAAACUACCAGAUUUUAGAGGUAUUGUCUGGCGUGGAGUGAAUCAAGAUGUUAGUCAAACAUUCAAAAGAGGUCAAAGAAUAACUUGGUGGAGUGUAAGCUCAUGUUCAAGAUCUGUUGAUGUCGUUUCAUCAUUUCUUGGCAAAACUUCUCAGAGUACAUUAUUUAAUAUUGAGUGUUCGAAUGGAAAAUUCAUAGCAGCAUACACAUGUUACCCAAGCGAAGAUGAAGUCAUUAUGAUGCCGGGUACAAUGUUUAAAGUUGUAUCAGAUCCGUUACAUCAUCAUGGCGGGUUACAUAUUAUACAUUUGAAAGAAAUUACAGAUGAUGAUGACGAAGAAGAAGAAGCCAUCGGAUUGCCAACUGCAGACGCUGCAACUGCUACAUCUCGAGCGCAGCAAUCCGAGAAUCGAAGUUUAGGUAAGAAAAAAAAAAUUAAGUUAGUCGUCUAA
Molecule: messenger RNA, 801 nt
Organism: Rotaria sp. Silwood2
Lineage: Eukaryota; Metazoa; Rotifera; Eurotatoria; Philodinida; Philodinidae
Source: the annotation of a GenBank genome assembly